AUGGAGAAGACCGUGGUUCUGUACCCCGGCUUCGCCGUGAGCCACUUCGUCCCCAUGAUGCACCUCGCCCGCGCGCUCCUCCAGCACGGCCACGCCGUCUCCGUCGCGCUCGUCGACCCCGCCGUCAACCCGGACGCCGCCUUCGGCGCCGCCGUCGCCCGGGCCGCCGCCUCCAUGCCGUCCAUCCGCUUCCGCACGCUCCCGCUCGUCGAGGGCACGCCCACGCUGACGCCGGACGCGCAGUUCGUCCUCAGGUACCUCGACGUCGUCGGCCGCCACAACGAGCACCUCCGCGACUUCCUCCGCUCCUCGCGCGGCGUGCGCGCCGUGGUCGUCGACUCGCUCUCCGUCGAGGCGUUCGGCGUCAUUAAGCCGCUAGGGAUCCCAGGAUAUGUUCUCUUCACCUCCAACGCCACCGCCCUUGCUGCCUUCGUCCAGCUUCCGGCAGUUCUGGCGGAGGCCCAGACGAGCAUCAAGGACCUGGGGGACGCGCCUAUCGAGUUAUUCGGCCUUCGGCCCAUGCCGGCCUCUCACCUAUUCGGCGAGAUGCUCGAGGACCCGGAGAGCGACGUAUGCAAGGCGACCAUGACCGCGCUGUACGGGAUUCCGGAGGCCGACGGCAUCCUGGUGAACACGUUCGAGGCGCUGGAUGCUCGGGCGGUGGCCGCCCUCGGGGACCCUCGGUGUCUCCCCGGCCGUGUCAUGCCGCCGGUGUACUGCGUCGGGCCGUUCGUCGGCGGCGUCGGUGACGAGUUGCCAAAACAGCGGCACGGGUGCCUCGCGUGGCUCGACGGGCAGCCAGACCGCAGCGUCGUGUUCCUCUGCUUCGGGAGCGCGGGACACCACUCGGAGGGGCAAAUCAAGGAGAUCGCCGUCGGCCUGGAGAACUCCGGCCACCGGUUCCUCUGGGUCGUGCGAGCACCAUUCAGCGACGACCCGGCAAAGCCGUUCGACCCCCGUGCCGACCCGGACCUUGACGCCAUCCUGCCGGACGGUUUCUUGGACCGCACCCGCGGCCGCGGCCUCGUCGUCAAGCAGUGGGCGCCGCAAGCCGACGUACUCCGACACGCGGCCACCGGCGCGUUCGUGACGCACUGCGGGUGGAACUCGGUGCUGGAGGGCGUGACGGCGGGCGUGCCGAUGCUGUGCUGGCCGCUGUACGCGGAGCAGAAGAUGAACAAGAUGUUCAUGGUGGAGGAGAUGGGGGUUGCGGCGGAGAUGGUCGGGUGGCAGCUGGGGCUGGUCGAGGCAGCCGAGGUGGAAGGCAAGGUGAGGAUGGUCAUGGAGACCGAGGAGGGCAGGGAGCUCAGGUCCCGCGCGUCGGCGCACAAGGAGGCCGCGGCAGCGGCCUGGGACGACGGCGGGUCGUCGCGCGCGGCCUUCGCCCGCUUUUUGUCGGACGUCGAGAGACGGCAGGCUCGGGUUCGCAGCGGGGAUGGCGACGUGCUCCAUGAGGGGUGUUGCGUGAGCUUGCUUUGA
Messenger RNA from Lolium rigidum, 1479 nucleotides. Its product is annotated as anthocyanidin 5,3-O-glucosyltransferase-like. Gene Ontology annotation, molecular function: UDP-glycosyltransferase activity. The record is from RefSeq and is a predicted model, not a curated record. Bases 1 to 1479 code for a protein of 492 amino acids. The transcript has a single exon. Lineage: Eukaryota; Viridiplantae; Streptophyta; Magnoliopsida; Poales; Poaceae.